Molecule: messenger RNA, 1966 nt
Organism: Vanessa atalanta (red admiral)
Lineage: Eukaryota; Metazoa; Arthropoda; Insecta; Lepidoptera; Nymphalidae
Gene: NELF-B
Product: negative elongation factor B
Exons: 1
Coding region: 154-1923 (589 amino acids)
Biological process (GO): negative regulation of transcription elongation by RNA polymerase II
Cellular component (GO): NELF complex; nucleus
Source: RefSeq, a predicted model, not a curated record
GUAGUCUAAGCGCCAAACGGCAGUUCGAUUUUAGAGGCGAGAAUUGGUAAAUGUGAAUAAAUAAUAUAUAUAAAUGAACAAAGGACAAGCUUGUUGUUUACUUAAAUUGUUAUUCUGCUAUAACGUAGGUUUUAGUUAAUAAAUAACAAAAAUAUGGCUUCAUCAAGUAAAUUACCUGGGACUGGAUUAGAAGAUGUAGGAGUACCUGGUCAAACAUUUCUCCGAGAUGCCCUUACAAGUUGUACCGAUCCAUUAAAAGCAAUUGAAGAGUUUCAACUAGAAAACGGUAUACUACUGCCCUCUUUAAGGCCUAUGCUACCUUUAUUAGAUCUUCACGGUGUUCGCAGACUCGAUUUUCAUACAUCUGUUUUAGAAGAAUUGAGAGAUAAACUAAUUUCACAUAUCAAUGAGAUGGGUACAACUAAAGACAAAAAAGAACAUGAAAAAAAACUUAAAGAACUUUUACUGAAAAGUUUUCCUGUUGUUAAAGUGAAGGCUCUAAGACCUGUUAUUAUGAGUAUUUUAAAAAAUACAUCACAUAUUGAUGAUAAGUUUUUAAAAGUGCUAGUUCGUGACAGAGAUCUGUAUAACGACACAGAUACAGAAGUAAAAAGACAAAUCUGGCAAGACAAUCAAUCAUUAUUUGGUGAUGAAGUGUCACCAUUACUUAGUCAAUACAUUAGAGAGAAAGAAAAUGUAUUAUUUGAUCAUGAGAAAGAUUCUAACAUGUUUUUUGCACCUUCACCAAAAGUGAGAAGACAAGGUGCCGUUGUACAAAAACUGGCACAUAUGAUUGGAACUAGUGUUAAACUCUAUGAUAUGGUUUUACAAUUUCUUCGUACAUUGUUUCUGCGAACAAGAAAUGUACAUUAUUGCACAUUAAGAGCCGAACUUCUAAUGGCACUUCAUGAUUCUGAAGUGCAAGAUAUUAUAUCUGUUGACCCCUGCCACAAAUUCACAUGGUGUUUGGAUGCAUGUAUUAGAGAAAGAAACGUUGAUAUUAAAAGGUCACGUGAACUACAAGGAUUCUUAGACAGUAUAAAAAAAGGUCAGGAACAAGUCCUAGGAGAUCUAUCGAUGACAUUAUGUGAUCCAUAUGCGGUUAACUUCUUGGCAACUUCUGCCAUUAAAAUUCUACAACACUUAAUCAACACAGAAGGACUUCCAAGAGACAAUACAAUAUUAAUUUUAUUACUUAGAAUGCUGGCAUUAGGUCUAAGUGCAUGGGAGAUGAUUGAUUCACAAGAUUUUAAAGAGCCUAAGCUGGACAGCCAGGUAGUAACUAAGUAUCUUCCCGCCUUGAUGUCACUCAUGGUGGAUGAUCAAGUCCGUGCUUUACAUAACAAGCUUCCUCCAGAUGAAAGAGAAUCAGCUAUUACAACCAUUGAACAUUCAGGACCUCCUCCUGAUGCCUGUGAAGCAUACAUGAGGGAAAGUGCAGUUUGUGGUGUAUUGGCUAUGUACUAUACACUCCACGCUGCUAAACUUAGAGAUAGAGGAGCUAUCCUUAGAAUUCUCAGUAUUUUGGGAAGUUGCAAAGAUGGCAGAGCUUAUGAAGAUCCAUUUUUACAUGCCCUUGUUGCUUUGUUAAUACAGCUGCCAGAUGAGUUCCAGGGGGAAGACUUCAGUACAGUUUUGUUUGAUGAAUUCUUCUUUGCUGGUUUAUCUAAAGAUAAUGUUACGAGACAUUUGUUAAAACUACUAUGGUACAUACACCCAAAGUUGCCAGAAACUAGAAUCCAAACAUUAAUGAAAGCUUUACAGCCUGGGACCCAGCAUAAUGAGUCUGUUCAUAAAUUGUAUGAAACUUUACAACAAAAAAUGAAUACUCAGACAGAGCCACCUCUAAAUACUACUGAAAUGGAAUAUUUGGAUUCUCCACUUAUGAGUGUUCCCACACCGGCACCCUUUCAUAAUAUUUAGUAUUAUUGUAACUUAACAUUUACUAUACUAUAUAUUACUAACU